This is a messenger RNA of Chionomys nivalis (European snow vole), 3687 nucleotides long. It is a transcript of the gene Tmtc4, whose product is annotated as transmembrane O-mannosyltransferase targeting cadherins 4. The record is from RefSeq and is a predicted model, not a curated record. Gene Ontology annotation, molecular function: mannosyltransferase activity; protein binding. Lineage: Eukaryota; Metazoa; Chordata; Mammalia; Rodentia; Cricetidae. The transcript has 18 exons. Gene Ontology annotation, cellular component: endoplasmic reticulum. Bases 388 to 2613 code for a protein of 741 amino acids. Gene Ontology annotation, biological process: endoplasmic reticulum unfolded protein response; protein O-linked glycosylation via mannose.
UAGGGACGAAGAACUCACUCCGCGUUUCAAGAGAGAGAAAGUAGAGACACAUCUUCAACAACUCCUCCCAGACAGGAAGAAGCGUGGAGUUGGGGGUUUUCUGCAGGGAUUCAACACGCUCUCCGCGGAGCGCGCGGGACAGGCCGGGCACGUGAACCUUCAGAGCGCGCGGAAUCCCCGGGGAGCAGGAACCAGGCCUCGGCGGCUCGGCCCCUUUGCAUCCCAGCGGCGCUUUCUCCUCCCUAGCGAAGGCCGUUCGCCCCUGCGCCUCCUUCGCCGAGAGCUUCCCAGUCCCGACGUCAGCCCCACAUGUACCAAUGAGCUGAAGAGGAGCGUAUCCCUCAGCAUAAUGCUGCAGCAGGAGGCUGGCAGCCUGCAGUUUGCAAGAUGGCCGAGCUGGAUGCUGACUUGGACCGCAUCGUCCCGUCUUCUGUCCUUCCCCCUUUCUGGGCUAAGCUAGUAGUAGGAUUUGCUUCCCUCGUGUGUUUUGCCAGGAGUUAUGAUGGCGAUUUUGUCUUCGAUGACUCUGAAGCUAUUGUUAACAAUAAGGACCUUCAGUCAGACACACCCCUGGGAGACCUGUGGCAUCAUGACUUCUGGGGCAGUAGACUAAGCAGCAAUACCAGCCAUAAAUCCUACCGGCCACUUACCGUCCUGACGUUCAGGAUCAACUACUAUCUGUCAGGAGGCUUCCACCCCGUGGGUUUCCACGUGGUCAACAUUCUCCUGCAUGGUGGCAUCUCCAUCCUCAUGCUGGACGUCUUCUCAGUACUGUUUGGAGGCCUGCAGUACACCAGUAAAGGCCGGAGGGUACACCUGGCGCCUAGAGCUUCCCUGCUGGCAGCAUUGCUGUUCGCUGUCCAUCCAGUGCACACUGAGUGUGUUGCUGGUGUUGUUGGCCGUGCAGAUCUCCUGUGUGCCCUGUUCUUUUUGUUAUCUUUCCUUGGCUACUGUCAAGCAUUUAAAGAAAGGAACAAGGAGGGAACAUACUCUUCUACCUUCUGGGUGUUGCUGAGUAUCUUUCUGGGAGCAGUGGCCAUGCUGUGCAAAGAGCAAGGAAUCACUGUGCUGGGCCUGAAUGCUGUGUUUGAUAUACUGGUGAUAGGCAAACUCAACAUUCUGGAAACUUUCCAGAAGGUACUACAUAAGGACAAGUCAUUAGAGAACACUGGUGUGCUCAGGAAUGGAGGCCUCCUCUUCCGAAUGGCCCUGCUCACCUUCGGAGGCACUGGCUUGCUUUAUGUACGCUGGAAAAUCAUGGGUACAGGUCCACCGGCAUUUACUGAGGUGGACAACCCAGCCUCCUUUGCAGACAGCAUGUUGGUUAGGGCCAUAAACUAUAAUUACUACUAUUCAUUGAAUGCCUGGCUGCUGCUGUGUCCCUGGUGGCUGUGCUUUGAUUGGUCAAUGGGCUGCAUCCCCCUCAUUAAGUCAGUUGGUGACUGGAGGGUAAUUGCUCUAGCGGCACUUUGGCUCUGUCUAAUUGGCCUAGUAUUCCAAGCUCUGUGCUCGGAAGAUAGCUGCAAGAGAAGAAUCCUUACUCUGGGUCUUGGAUUUCUUGUGAUUCCCUUUCUUCCUGCAAGCAAUUUGUUUUUCCGAGUGGGCUUCGUAGUUGCAGAGCGUGUCCUCUACCUCCCCAGCGCUGGGUACUGCAUGCUGCUGACCUUUGGAUUUGGAGCCCUAAGCAGACACACUAAGAGAAAGAAACCAGUUGCCGCCGUCAUCCUGGGCAUCCUGCUCAUCAACGCCCUGAGAUGUGUGGUCCGCAGUGGCGAGUGGCGGAGCGAGGACCGGCUCUUUCGGAGCGCCUUGUCUGUGUGUCCCCUCAAUGCUAAGGUUCACUACAACAUUGGCAAAAACCUGGCUGAUCAAGGCAACCAAACAGCAGCCAUCAGAUACUACCGGGAAGCAGUCAGAUUAAACCCCAAGUACGUUCAUGCCAUGAAUAACCUCGGGAAUAUCUUAAAAGAAAGGAAUGAGCUACAGGAAGCCGAGGAGCUGCUGUCAUUGGCUGUCCAAAUACAGCCAGACUUUGCAGCCGCGUGGAUGAAUUUGGGCAUAGUUCAGAAUAGCCUGAAACGGUUCGAGGCAGCAGAGCAAAGCUACCGGACAGCAAUUAAACACAGGCGGAAGUAUCCAGACUGCUACUACAACCUCGGGCGGCUGUAUGCAGACCUAAAUCGUCACGUGGAUGCAUUGAACGCAUGGAGAAAUGCCACUGUGCUGAAGCCAGAGCACAGCCUGGCGUGGAACAACAUGAUCAUACUCCUGGACAACACAGGUAAUUUGGCCCAGGCUGAAGCAGUCGGAAGAGAGGCGCUGGGAUUAAUUCCUAAUGAUCACUCUCUUAUGUUCUCCUUGGCAAACGUGCUGGGGAAAUCCCAGAAAUACAAGGAGUCUGAAGCUUUAUUCCUCAAGGCAAUUAAAGCAAAUCCAAAUGUUGCAAGUUACCAUGGUAAUUUGGCUGUGCUCUAUCAUCGCUGGGGACAUCUCAGCUCGGCCAAGAAACACUAUGAGAUCUCCUUGCAGCUUGACCCCGUGGCAGCAGGCACCAAGGAGAAUUACAGUCUUCUGAGAAGAAAGCUCGAACAAAUGCAGAAGAAAGACGUGUGAUCUUCCCCCAUGUUUGGAGUUUGUGUGUGUGUGCACGCGUGCGUGUGUGCAUGAGGCCUAGGUUCAGAUUGUGCGUUUGUGUUUAGCCAUUUAAAGUUCUCAGACGUUUUGUUUACUGUUAUUUUUUCUAUAUAAACGAAUACAUGCAAAAAGAUUAUAGCACCAGCAGUAUACUCCCGAAUGCUUGAUAGCAUUUUUGCAUUGAAAAUGUAUUUUUUCAGAUCACCCAAAUGUAAUUCUAAAAUCCCAAAAAUGAAGCCCUUUUUUUUUCUUUUUAAACUAAACAGAAAAAGGAGAAAAGUUAUCUUGAGCAACUUUUACUCAUGUUAAACCUGCAUUUGGGGUAUAUGACUCUCAUGGUGAGUUGGAGUGACCUAGACAUGACUGACUCCCACAAUUUACACAAGCAUCAAAUGUAUCUGUAUAUUAGCAUGUUUAUUUAAUGACAAGAAAGAGUAAAUUAAGAUUUAGGGUUUUUUUUAAGUCUCUUGCAACAGUAUAACUUGGAGUUUGUAAGAAAUCAUUCACUUUUUGUGUUGAACAGGAUAAAUAAUUGAAUGAAGAAGGGGAAUUUUUAACAUCUGAUAUGUCUGUAUAUUUUUUUCUUUCAUAGGAAGAUAUUGACACUUGUGGGAGGUAUGUGUUCCAACAUGUAUGAUGUUAGCACACAGGAUAAUAUUCUACAGAAAGCUGCCAUUGGGUAGAGUACUCCUGCCGUGCUUAGGCAAAGGCAGGUACCCUGACAUCUUGGUUUCUGUUCUGUCCAGUGUUCAGAGGGCUACGUGUUUAUGUACAUUGUGUUUUCAUGUUUUUAGUGGUGAAGUGGGUUUCCAUUUCACAUAAUGUACCUACAGACAUUAUUAUAUCCAGAAAAUGCAAAAAAGAAGUAAAUCUUCUUACAAAAGAAGUAAUAGUUCUGGAUUGUGUGGUGGUCUUAAAAGUUGAGUUGUUUUUCAUUGUCUUAUUAGAUCUCAACAGUUUGUUUACUUGGUUUGUUCUUUAUAUACAGUUGACCUAAUAAUUUAUGCAAUCUCUGUAAUUUCUACUACAGUAAAAUUAUCACACAAACUGGCA